Messenger RNA from Argentina anserina (silverweed cinquefoil), 927 nucleotides. RefSeq names its product metalloendoproteinase 3-MMP-like. Lineage: Eukaryota; Viridiplantae; Streptophyta; Magnoliopsida; Rosales; Rosaceae. Gene Ontology annotation, biological process: extracellular matrix organization; collagen catabolic process; proteolysis. Gene Ontology annotation, molecular function: zinc ion binding; metalloendopeptidase activity. The transcript is spliced from 2 exons. Bases 1 to 927 code for a protein of 308 amino acids. The record is from RefSeq and is a predicted model, not a curated record. Gene Ontology annotation, cellular component: extracellular matrix.
AUGGCAACCAAAUAUGAUCUUUCCCUCUGCAUUAUGACUCUCCUCCUCGCCCUUCUUACUCUCCUCUCUUACGCGACAGCCUCUCAUCCCCACAACAAGACCUCUUCCCCAUUCGAUUUCCUUGAGCAUCUCAAGGGUUGCCACAAAGGUAAUAGGGUCAAGGGCAUCAAUAACCUCAAAAAAUAUCUUGAGAGAUUUGGUUACUUGAACUACAAGAACCACAGUCGUUUCAACAACGAUGAUUUCGACGACCUUUUGGAGGAAGCCGUCAAGACUUACCAGAUAAAUUACCAGCUCAAACCCACCGGAAAGUUGGAUGACAAGACAGUGUCUACCAUGAUGAUUCCUCGUUGUGGUUUUCCAGAUAUCAUCAAUGGCACCACCUCGAUGCUGUCAGCCAAGCAUAGGCAGCACCAUGGUUCAAUUCAUACUACUGCUCAUUAUUCAUUUAUCCCUGGAAAUCCAAAAUGGCCUCCCUCGAAAUAUCGUCUCACUUACGCUUUUGCUCCCAACACCCGUUCUGACGCCCCAGCCGCCAUAGCACGGGCUUUCGCAACAUGGCAGAAGAACACUCACUUCACUUUUAGCAAGACUUCAAAUUACCAGAGUGCGGAUUUGAAAAUUAGUUUUCAGAGGAGGGAUCAUGGAGACGGGGUUCCAUUUGAUGGUCCUUUGGGAGUCCUGGCCCAUUCUUUUUCCCCGACGAUCGGAAUAUUCCACUUGGACGCAGAAGAGAAUUGGUCUGUGGGUGUUAAACCGGGUGCUAUUGAAAUGGAGACUCUGGCUUUGCAUGAAAUAGGGCACCUUCUGGGACUGGGACAUAGCUCAGUGAAGGAAGCUAUCAUGGUAUCAGGUCUCCCCGCGGGAGUGAAACGAGGUUUGCAUCCGGAUGAUAUUCAAGGUAUCAAGGCUUUAUAUAACGUUUGA